Rotaria sp. Silwood1 is the source of this 4176-nucleotide messenger RNA. NCBI's taxonomy places the organism in Eukaryota, Metazoa, Rotifera, Eurotatoria, Philodinida, Philodinidae. The record is from the annotation of a GenBank genome assembly.
AUGCCUCUAUUUGGACGAAGAUUAUUUCAUCUUAAUAAUAAAGAUGAAAAUACAAAAGAAAAUAAUGAAGAAAUUUAUACUAUUGAACAUACAGGUGAAAUAUUUCAUAAUUAUGAUUUAUAUGAAAAAUUAAAAAAAGCAUAUGAUUUGGAACGAUGGACAUGUGAAUGUACAUGGAGAGCUGGUUUAAAACAUAAAGAAGCAUAUCAAUCAGAAAUUGAAAUAAGAAAAUCUUUAAUAUCAAUUGUACCAAAUUAUUUUCAUAAACCAAUUUUUGAUAUUAUUUAUCAUAAUGUAAAACCAUUAGAAAAAUUAGCUGAAGAAGUAUCGAUUAUACUUGGUCAAAGUUUUGUUAUUGAUGAAAUAGUUCAAUUUAAAAAGAAAAAAGAUAAUAUAACUGUCAAAGGUAUUGUCGAACGAAUUGAAGAUAAUGAUGAUCCUAAAAAACGAACAUCCGAACGUGCAUCUGUUCAAGCAAAACCACCUUCAGAUAAACAAAUGAAAAAUGUUAAGUAUUCAAUUCGAUUAUUUGAUGAAGAUCGUAUUGUUAAUAAUGUUUUACCAAGUGAAUUACAACGAUGUAGUUUUAUACCUAAUCGUGAAAAAUUAAAAACAUUUAUACGUUCCUAUGCUAUUAGACUUGGCAAUCGAGCAGAUAGUCCAUGGAUAUUUUAUGAUGAUUCCAUAAAAGAUAAAUAUGAAAUAAAAGAUAUUAUACCAUCAGAAAGAAUUGAUAAAAUUAAAAAAUCAUUGACAAUUACUCUUGAUGAAAUUCUUCGUGAACAAGAAAGAAUUGCACGUAAAUUAGCUGAAGAAGAAGCUGCUGCUCGCGAAGAAAAAAAGAAAUCAAUGGAAAUUAAUAAUAAUACAUCAAUUCCCAAUGGUAAUUUUGAUGAUUGUCAAAUAAUAUUAUCCGAUGAUGAAAUUAAAUCAACAAUUCCCAUUGAAACUAAGAUUAAAAAAAUAAAAUCUGUUUCAUCAACAUCUAAAAGUCCUUCGAAAUCAUCAUCAUCAUCAACAAAAAAAUCUCAAAAUACAACUAAACAAAAUAAAUCUCCAACAAAAUCUAAAAAACAAUUAACAUUAGAUGAUAUGAAAUUUACUAAAAAUUCAACAAAUCAUAAUCAAUUAUUAGAAAAAUCAUCUGUAACAACAUAUGAUAUAGUUAUUCCAUAUUCUUUAUUACAAAAAUUAGAUAAAACACGUCGUGAACGUGGUAUAGAUUCAAAAUUUUUUCAUCGUCUUAUUCUUCAAUGUGCACGUACAUUAAAUGAUAAACAACGUUUACGUUUACCUGAUGAAUAUCGUUCAUUAAUACAACUAAAAUAUGAUGAACUUGAAUUAAAACGACGUUUAUCACAAAUGAAUGAUGAAGAAAAAAAAUUAUUUCUACAAACAAAACGUUUAGAACAAAAACCAAUUGAAGAUCUUGAUUUAUCAUUAACUAAAGAUAUACCAUUACCAAAAGAAAUUCAAACAAAUUUAAUAUUAUCAUCAAAAUCUUUAAGUGAUUUACUUAUGAUAUGUACAUUUUUAACAUCAUGUCAUUCAUUAUUUUCAUUAUCAUUAAAUGAUGAUAUACCUAAAACAACACAAAUAUAUUUACGUACAUUUAAAUUUAAUUAUUUACUUAAUACAUCAACAAUAAUAUUUUCAAAUUAUUUUAUUGAAAUUUUACAAAUAUUUAUGAAAUUAUUAUUUAAAGAAGAUGAAAAUCGUUCAAAUAAUGAUGAAGAAGAAGAUGACGAUGAUGAUGAUGAUAAUGAUAAGAAUGAAAAUAAUGAAAUAAAUAAACAAAAUUUUAAUCAUAUUAAUUAUAAUGAACAUAUUGAUAUUGAUAAAAAUAUUGAACAAAUUUAUUCAAUUCAAUUAUCUCAAAUACCAUUAACAUCAUUUACAUGUCAAGAAUUAACACGUUUAUAUUUAUUAAAAGAAAAAGAUGAUAAUAAUCAUGAUAUAUUAGAUAAAUUAGCUAAUUGUGAAACAAAAGAUUUAUCGAUAUCUGAACAAAUUGAUCUUCUUCUAUUAUUGGUAAAUACAAUAACAACAGAUAAUGAACUAAUGUCUGAUUAUUUUGAAUAUUUAACACGUACAUUAUCUGAAGCAUCACGUGAACGUAAUCAAUUAUUAUCUGAACGUCGUCGUGCACAUGAAGAAGAAAGUAAAGAAAAAAAAUUACAAUUACAAAAUGGUGAUAAUGAAAAAGUUUCAACUAAAAAACAAACUAAACUUGGACCAUUAAUAACACCAAAAAAUAGUAAUGGAACAACAAAUGAUGAAAAUCGACAAUCAACACCAAUUGUUGGUGAUGAAAAUGGUGAAAUUGAAAAUACUAAUGAUGAUGAUCUUAAAAGUGUUUUACAACGACGACGACAAAUGGUUGCAAUAUCAAAAGAAUUAAAAGAAAAACGUGAACUUGAAGCACAAAAACUUCAAAUAAAACAAAAACGUCAAUUAGCUAUACAAAAAGCAGAACAAAUUUAUCAAGAUGCAUUUCUUAAUGUACAAUAUGGUUUUCGAAUUAAACCAUUAGGUUUUGAUCGUAAUUAUAAUCGAUAUUGGUAUUUUCGAGGUUAUCCAGGUUUAUUCGUUGAGAAAGGUUGGAUUGGUUCAGAUAUAAAUUAUUCUGUUCAAUCAUCAUCAUCAUCAUCACAAGAUACAUCAUCUUCUAUGAAUGGUGAAAAAUUAAUACCUAAAGAUGAACCAAAUCAAUGGUUUCUUUAUGAUGAUGAAAAUAUAAUUCAACAAUUAUUACAAUCAUUAAAUGAUCGUGGUAUACGUGAACAUAAUUUAUUAGUUAAUCUUAAAAAACUAAUGCCAUGUAUUCAUAAUGAAUUUGAACAAAUAAAAAAAUCUAAAAAUUCUAUUGAACAACAUGAUGAAAAUCUUGAAACAACCUAUGAUAUAAUAUCAUCAUUUAAAAGUGAACUUGAAGAUAUUGAAACACGUUUACGUCUUGGUUCAUUGGGUGGUUUUACAAUAAAUGAAAAUCUUAAUGAAUGGCAAACAAAAUUAAAACAAUCUAUUGAACGUAUUGAUCUUGCUGAAUUACUUAUACAAUUACAACAAACUGUUGCUGAUAAAUAUGCAACAGGUAUAUUUAAUUUACCAGAUAAAAAAUUUUUACAAAUAUGGAUAAAUGAUUGUCGAACAUGUAAAACAUAUUCACGUUUAUUUGUUUUAAUGAUGAUAUUUGAAAAUUCUAUAACAUGGAAUAAAUCAACACUUGGUAUUAAAUGUAAAAUAUGUCGAAGAAAACAUAAAGAUGAAUAUAUUAUUGUUUGUGAUCAAUGUUGUUAUGGUUUUCACCAAGAAUGUUUACGUGAUUAUUCAGAUAAUAUAACUAAUUCAACAAAUGAUUUAUGGUAUUGUCCAGCAUGUCGUCCAUCAUCAAUAUCAAAACGACGUGUUAAACAAGAUAAACAAAAAAUUGAUUAUUAUGAAAAUGAUAUUUAUGAUGAUGAUAUGGAAGUUGAUACAACAUCAAAUACAAGUAGUCAUGAACAUAAUAAUAAUGAUGAUUUAACAGAUUCAAAUACCGAUAAUGAUAAUGUUGAUAAUGAUGAUGAUGACGAGGAGGAGGAGGAGGAGAAGGAGGAAAAUGAUGAUGUUGAAGAUGAAGAUCAUGUAUGUUGUAUUUGUAAUGUUGAAAAUGAUUUAAUUCAAUGUACACAAUGUCAUCAAUAUUAUCAUUGUCAAUGUCAUGAACCACCAUUAAGAUGUCCACCAAGAUCAACAACAUGGAUAUGUAAUAAUUGUCGAAAUGGAAAUACAAAUGAAAUAAAUCAUUCAUCACGUCAAUCAAAAACAAAAAAACAAAAGAAAAAAUCGAAAGAAAAAAAUCGAAUACAAUCACAUAAACAUAAUGGAACACGUCGAAGUGCACGUAAAAAUUAUCGUGAAAUUGAUGAAGAUGCAGAAGAUGAAAGUGAUGAAGAAGAAAAAACAAUAGCACAGCGACGUUCAAAACGAUUACGACGAUCAGAUUCAUCUCCAAUAAAAAAUAUAGAUAACAAUCAAAAUACACGUCGACGAACUCGUUUAGCAAAAUCUAUAGCAUCAUCAUCGGAAGAUGAUCAAAUAACAAAUAAUCAUAAUGAAAAUAGUGAUACCGAACAAAAUGAAGAUGAAGAAGAAAAUGAAAAUAAUAGCAAUGAUUCUCCGUCCUCAGACUAG